AGCACCACCCAACGAAACGUCCUUGCAUACAUUCGUAUCGCCGUCGUUAUCAUCAUCGUUUUCUUGGUUUACUUCGCCCAUGGGAUUGACAACGCCCGCCAUAACCUCUCUCUAGGCGACAGCGGCAGUAUUGCGCGCUGAAUAACCGUGGAACAGUUUCCAGUCUUUCACUACAAGAACAGCUGUGACUGAGAAUGACUCUUCAACACAGGACAGCUCGAGUAUUUUCAGGUAAUUUUCUCCGAAGUUCCGUCACCUUCCUGGUCGGACUGGUUGCCCUGUAUGGUGCAAUGGAAUGGUGGGCACGGAAAGACGACACGCGCGUCACGCACGAAGAGAGGCUGUCCUUUGCAGAAUAUAUCGAUGUCGAGAACCCAUGGGAUACCUUUGAUUACAAGCGAGCUGAUGUGCCAGCAGAGGUCCUUAGGUUAUCUUCAAAGCUGGCCAUCCACGAAGGCACUGCUAGGUUUCGGGACCUGGCCGUGCACUACCGAGAAAUCGUUCCUCAGAUGGAUCAUCCAAAGUUCCACGUUCUGCUUAUGCAUGGUCGUCACUAUACGUCACAGACGUGGGUUGACAUUGGAACCUUGAGACUGAUUGCUGCAAUAGGUUUCAGAGUGGUUGCUGUCGAUAUGCCUGGUUUCGGGAAGACUAAAAUAGGACGUAUAGGUGACCGCUAUACUUUCAUGUCUGCCUUGAUUUCUGCACUGAACCUGACAAAGCCAGUCAUCGUCACCCCAAGCUGGAGCGGCUACCUCGUGUUAGCACACACAACCAAGUACUGGCAGAACAUGACUGGACUUGUGGCCGUUUCCCCUAUUGGCUGGGAGGCAUUCGAGAUAGCAUGCAACAAGACAGAUGAAGAGAAUACCACAAAGGAAACUCCGGAAAAACCCAAGGACAAGAAGAAAAAGAAGAAAUCCAAAGCAAAGAACGUAAAAAAGAAGGAUGCCGAAAAAGAAGGAAAAGAUGGGAAGGUGGAAAGAAAGGAACAAAAGGAUGUAGAAAAGGAUAUCGAGAGAGAGGAACAAAACGACGUAGAAAGGAAGGAAGUGAAAGAAAGGCACAAAAAGACCAAGGAUCAAGUUUAUCAGCCCUUGCAGAUGUUCCUUCCAGAAGAAGUUCCAGAUGUCAGCUGCAUUCCCGUACCAACUAUGGUUGUGUUUGGCGAUCAAGACCGUUCUGCAUCUGGAGCCUACCUGAGUCUCUUGCCCAGCAGCCGCAUUGCAGAGUUUUCUCGUGCCAGGCAUGCUCCCUACAUGGACAAUCCAAAACUGUGGCACAAGCUGCUAUACAACUUCCUGAUGAGACUGUUUUACGAAUCGCGAGAGGUAUGACACGAGAUAUUUCGCAGGGUUUGAAGGACUGCAAUGUUUAGUGGCUUGUUACCAAUGUUGAAUUUGUAUUUUGUGUUUAUGGUUGUAGUUGAGAACACGCAUCGUUACUGGCCUUACAGCUCUUGCACAAAUUCCUGUGACUUUAGUGCACAAAUCCAUAGCCCAUCACGUGCACAUUCCCAGUUACUGAUCUUUGUCUGCAUUGAUUGCACUGUGGAACAAAUACUUUGCCCACCACAGCAGCAGUACAAUUCAACACCAGCAAAUAUUUAUUAUUAUUAAAAGGUGACCACAGUUUCAA
This is a messenger RNA of Ornithodoros turicata, 1638 nucleotides long. Its product is annotated as putative protein-lysine deacylase ABHD14B. The record is from RefSeq and is a predicted model, not a curated record. The transcript is spliced from 5 exons. Lineage: Eukaryota; Metazoa; Arthropoda; Arachnida; Ixodida; Argasidae. Gene Ontology annotation, cellular component: cytoplasm. The coding region runs from base 195 to 1337 and encodes 380 amino acids.